Phytophthora infestans T30-4 is the source of this 471-nucleotide messenger RNA. RefSeq lists its product as uncharacterized. The record is from RefSeq and is a predicted model, not a curated record. NCBI's taxonomy places the organism in Eukaryota, Oomycota, Peronosporomycetes, Peronosporales, Peronosporaceae. Bases 1 to 471 code for a protein of 156 amino acids. The transcript has 2 exons.
AUGGGCACUGCGGUGUACGCGGAAUACGCGCUGGAGGAGAUCACGCUCAAGUCGUCGCGGAAGCAACGGGCUCCGACGACAGGGGGAGCGGAACAUACAAGUGCGUGGUGGACACGCAGUCGCUCUUUGCGUUCGGGAAAAGGACGGCCGAGUUCUGCACAAGGAGGUGGUUUCGAGUGGUGUGAGUGGUGGAUCGAAAGAGGUCGAUCGAGAAGGGGAACAACAACAAGCUCAAGCAAGGCUCAAGGACGGCUACAAGGUGUCAAGGGACGACGUGGUGGUGAACAUGAGGGAGCCGGGAAACCUAGCGAUCGCGGCAGCAACGGUUACGCUGGCCAGCGCGCAGGUGCCACUGACGAGGCCCCGGCGGGGGCCGAAACGCGUCUGGCACGCGUUCAAUCCAAGUCAUUCACAUCUACUCGAUUCUACAUUUCCUACAUGGUGUCUCUUGUUGAUACGCCAGUGGCUUGA